AUGCCUCCCAAGAAAUCAACUCCAAAAGUCACUAGUUCACCUCCACCAACCGGUAGAGCAACGAGAUCUAAAAAAACUGAUAAAGCAGAGGAUAAAAAAUAGUAUUCUCAUAUAUAACAAUUAUAGAGAAGUUAUCGAUAAAGCUGUCAAAGACAUAAGGAUGGAAAAACCAAUGUUUCACCCAAGAAGGUUCCUUCAAGGAAGAACUCAAAAAAGGAUUCUAAAAAAUCAACUUCUCCAUCUCCAAUAAAAAAUGGUUAGGAUGGCAAAUAGAAGGAUGAUACUUCAAAUAUCAAUAAAAGUACUAAAAGUGCACCUGUUGAUGAAUAUUUUGAUGAUUAAGAGAAUUUUGUAGUGUAUGAAGAAAAUGGUAAAAUUUACGAUUGCAUGAUGAAUCAAACCAAUAUUAUGGAUGAUAAUAAUAACAAUAAGUUUUAUGUUGUUCAAUUAUUGAAAAAGAAGGAUAAGGACUUUUUUUAUUUGUACACAAGAUGGGGCAGAGUUGGCGUUGAAGGCUCUUCAGCCAAACAAUCAUUCCUGAAACCUGAAUCUGCAAAAAAAGCCUAUGAGAGUAAAGUGAGAUAGAAAAGUGUUAAAGGAGAAUAUAGAGUGUUGGAAAGGGAUUAUAGUGGAGAACAAGAUCCUAAGGAAUUGGAGAAGUUGGAGAAUCUCAGAGAGGAAAGGGAGAAGGAAUCAUACAAUAAAAGCAAAUUACAUGCAAAGAUAAAGGAUCUGGUUAGAUUGAUUUUUGAUAUGAAGAUGAUUAAUAAUUAGAUGAAAGAUAUUGGUUAUGAUGCUAAAAAAACACCUUUGGGGAAAUUGGCAGUUUCCACUAUUAAAAAAGGAUUUGAUGUUCUAAAAUAGAUAUCGGAGGAAUUGCAAAAAAAGACUCCCGAAUAAUCGAUCUUAUAGAGACUCUCAAGUGAGUUUUAUAGUCAGAUCCCCCAUGAUUUUGGAUAUUUAAGAGCUCCUGUUAUUGAAACUCCUUAGAUGGUUAAAAAUAAAUUAGAUAUGCUCGAAGCAAUUCAACAUAUUUAAAUUGCUACUAAGAUUUUAGAAGAAAAUUCAGAGGACACCAAUGCAAUUGACGAAAAUUUCAAAAAAUUAGGAAUCAAUAUGCAAUUCUUAGAACCCACUGAUGAAAAAGUCUCAACUAUUAAGUAAUUUGUAUAAAAUACACAUUGCGAAACACAUAGAGGAUAUGGAUUAGAAGUGUUGGAUGUUUUUGAAUUGCAGAAAGAUCAAGAUGAUAAUAGAUUCAAAAAAGAAUUAGGCAAUAGAAUGUUGCUAUGGCAUGGAUCUAGACUUACAAACUUUGUGGGUAUUCUAAGUUAAGGAUUAAGGAUUGCCCCCCCUGAGGCUCCAGUCACUGGAUAUAUGUUUGGAAAGGGUGUAUAUUUUGCAGAUAUGGUUUCAAAAUCAGCAAAUUAUUGCGCAGUCACAAAAGAAAACAACACAGGAUUGAUAUUAUUGUGUGAUGUGGCCUUGGGAAAUCCAAAUGAGAAGUUCUAUUCAGAUUAUUAUGCUAACCAAUUGCCUUAAGGUAAGCACAGCACAUGGGGAAGAGGAAAGACAAUGCCUCCCCAAUCUGAAAACAUUCCAUUCCCAGGCAUGCCAGAAGUCAAAGUGCCAAUUGGAAAAGGAGCUCCUUCUGGUGUUCCUAAUACAUCUUUAUUGUACAACGAAUUCAUUGUUUAUGACAUUGCUUAGAUCAGAUUGAAGUAUUUAAUCAAGAUGAAGUGGAAUUUUAAGUGA
Paramecium tetraurelia is the source of this 1755-nucleotide messenger RNA. RefSeq lists its product as uncharacterized. Gene Ontology annotation, molecular function: NAD+ poly-ADP-ribosyltransferase activity. NCBI's taxonomy places the organism in Eukaryota, Ciliophora, Oligohymenophorea, Peniculida, Parameciidae. The record is from RefSeq and is a predicted model, not a curated record. The transcript has 6 exons.